AUGUCGAACGAAAAGGAGCCAGAUGUCUCGAACGACGUCGAAAUGGUUGAUGCUGAACCGUCGUCAGCAGUCAAACGCAAGAGAUCCGCAAAGGCGUCAUCAAAUGUCACACAAUUCACCAUUCGCAACCCACCAUGGUCAUACCUCCAGCUCUCUCUCAUCACGAACUCGCCGAACUACCAACUGGAUGCUUUGACUGCACACCUACGCCUUCGUGCUGCUCUGUCCCAAUUUCUGGGCUUGCAUGGCACUGCUAUACCCAUCGACAUCCUUAAAUUGCAUGACAACGACGUGUAUAUCCGCGUGCCUAGCGAAGAUGCCAGUGCCCUGGUCGUAGCUGUCGGUGGCUGGGUUGGCAAAGCUGGCGAAGGCUGGCGUGUCAAGCACUCUUCUUCUUGGAGCGUGGGUCUACACUCGAGCGCGGGCACUGAUUUGUUCAAAUGA
Messenger RNA from Aureobasidium musti, 444 nucleotides. NCBI's taxonomy places the organism in Eukaryota, Fungi, Ascomycota, Dothideomycetes, Dothideales, Saccotheciaceae. The record is from the annotation of a GenBank genome assembly.